Messenger RNA from Coregonus sp. 'balchen', 1954 nucleotides. NCBI's taxonomy places the organism in Eukaryota, Metazoa, Chordata, Actinopteri, Salmoniformes, Salmonidae. The record is from the annotation of a GenBank genome assembly.
AUGUGUACCAGUGGUGUUCCAGCCAGCUCCAGCCAUGGGGUCAGCCAGUCGGGCUCCUCGUAUGCCCUGUGUGCCCUGGGGGUGGGGCUCAUAGCCCUGGGCAUCGUCAUGAUCGUGUGGACAAUGGUUCCCGGGGAUGCUACCCAGACAACCAAGACUUCAGGCAACUCCAGUAUAACGGUGCCAGCAGACCAUGGUGAGGAUGGGGAUGGUAAGGAGGGCAAGGAAGCAGCGAAGACCUUAUCAAUAGCCUAUGUGCUGGUGGGGGCGGGGCUGGCCAUGCUGCUGCUGUCUAUCUGGCUGGGGGUGAGGAACAAGCGGAGGAAGCGCCAGAGAAGACAGGAGACACGGGCCGUAGGCGUCCCCUUCGUGGACCAUGUGGCUGGGGAGGCAGGAGAGAAGUGAGUGCUUCAAUCGAUUUAGAUAAUCACAGUCUAACAGUGACAUAUCUUUUUUUUAAUCAUCCAAGAAGGGGUUCAGAGGCUUUGUUUUCACUAUAAACCCAUAUAUGACUUAGAGUGAGCUCCAAAAGUAUUGGGACAGUAGUAAAAAGUUAAGUAUUUGGUCUCAUAUUUCAUAGCACGCAAUGACUACAUCAAGCUUGUGGCUACAAACUUGUUGGAUGCAUUUGCUUAUUGUUUUGGUUGUGUUUGAGAUUAUUUUGUGCCCAAUAGAAAUGAAUGGUAAAUAAUGUAUUGUAUAAUUUUGGAGUCACUUUUAUUGUAAAUAAGAAUAUAAUGUGUUUCUAAACACUUCCAACUCUAUGAAAUCAUUGUGUGCUAGGAAUAUGGGACCAAAUACUAAACUUUAGACUACUUUAAUACACAUGGGUGGGUCUCUGUACAAAAAGUGCUGUAAUAUCUAAACGGUUCAUCCAAUCUGGAUGAAAAUACCCUCAAAUUAAAGCUGGCAGUCUGCACUUUAACCUCAGUCAUUGUAUCAUUUCAAAUCCAAAGUGCUGGAGUACAGAGCCAAACCAACAGAAAUUCACUGUCCCAAUACUUUUGGAGCUCACUGUAGUUCCCAGGAUGAUGCCUGGAAAUGAAUAUGUUCCUGAUAAGGUUCCUGUAUUGUCCCUUUAUUGACACAGUUCUGUUAAAGCACCAGUUAUCUCUCCCAAUCCAAGCUAGUUAAAGGAGCUACAUGCAACAUUUCCACCUGCAAAACUAGCACCGAUGUCAUUACAUACCAGUAGUAAUUAAGGAAUACAAAUCCAUGAGAGAAGAAAAAAAACAUUGAACUCUGAGACGCUGCAAAGCUUUUUACCACGACGGGAGUUUGACUAGUUGUUGUGUGUUCAACUUCCUGCAUUACAAUUGGCUCUCAUUCGCGAGGUUAAUAACAAUAGCAAAAACAUAGCAAUACAAAACUUCUUAUUGUCUGGAUGUUUUGGGGAUUAUGAUCAGGUAAGAAUCAGUACUUAGCCAUUUUAGGCGUUUCUAGUAUCCUUUAAAAAAACAUGAAGAAAUGUAAAUUAUGGCUAAAAUGUGACAUGUUGCUUAUAUAAAACCGCUGUCCCUGUACACUGUUUUGCAGUUUAGAGGAGCCAGCCCCAGUCUACAACGUGCCCAGCUAUGAGGAGGCGGUCACCAGUGGUCAGUACCCCAUCCGCCAGAGCAACUUACGCCAGAGCACCUUCCAGCUGCCUUCCUACGAGGACCUCAUCAGUGCUGUGGAAAACGAGGGGGAGGGACCAAGUUCUGCCCCAGUUAGGGAGGCUCAUCCUAGCAGUCCCACUCCUGAGCCCCAGCCUGCCGCUGCAGCCAACCCCCCCACCCACAACAGCAGCCGGGCCAGCCGGAUACUACGGCCCCGCAGGGUACGCAGAAUCAAGUCUGAGAAACUCCAUCUGAAGGACUUCCGUUUUAACAUUCGCAACCCUACUGAUGCGAAGGUGACCAUUGAACCCAUCACUCCGCCGCCACAGUAUGACGACAAGAUGCCUGAGUUCUGA